Molecule: messenger RNA, 339 nt
Organism: Drosophila novamexicana
Lineage: Eukaryota; Metazoa; Arthropoda; Insecta; Diptera; Drosophilidae
Product: translation initiation factor IF-2-like
Exons: 1
Coding region: 1-339 (112 amino acids)
Source: RefSeq, a predicted model, not a curated record
AUGCGCGCCUUGAUCUUGAUAACUCUGCUUGCCGUCGUGGCCAUCGCAGCCGCCCAGGGACCUCGUGGCCCCAGACGUGAUGAUGGCCCACCCGGUGGUCGUCCAGGUGGUCCGCCUGGCGGUCGUCCAGGUGGUCCGCCCGGCGGUCGUCCUGGUGGUCCGCCCGGCGGUCGUCCAGGCGGUCCGCCCGGCGGUCGUCCCGACGGUCCGCCCGGCGGUCGUCCAUCCAACUCGACGACAUCCACAACCAGCACAACGGCAGCCCCGAGCAGCGACGAUAGCAGCAGCACAGAAACUUCCACCGAGAUCUCGACGGAGGAUUCCACGGCAUCUGCUUAG